AAUCAAAGGAGGAAGUGGUCAUCAGUGACGGAGCUUCGGUCCCGCGAAGAUCGGGACACAUUUGUUUUUACCGUCAGUUUUCUUUCCUUCGCAUCAUGAGUAAAAGAAAAGCCAAAGAAGCACAUCUGCCUAUUGGGGAAUGCAUCGAUCAGGUUCAUCUGAUUUUAAGGAAGAGGUUUUGCCACCAGCAGCUUCCAGAUAAACUAGAAGGAGUGGAGGCCCAACACAAACACCUGGUGGAGCUGCUGAAGCGAACAGCGGUCCACGGGGAGAGCAACUCCGUUCUCAUUGUCGGCCCUAGAGGAGCUGGAAAAACCACGCUGCUGAGGAGUGUGCUGAGGGAGCUGUCAGAGGUAACAGAGGUGCAGAAAAACCUCCUGCAGGUUCACCUCAACGGUCUUCUGCAGACGGAUGACAGAAUAGCGCUGAAAGAGAUAACGAGGCAGCUGCACCUAGAGAACGUUGUCGGCGACAGAGUGUUUGGAAGCUUUGCAGAAAACUUGGCUUUCCUUCUGGAUGCGUUGAAAAAAGGGGAUCGCAGCAGCAGCCGUCCGGUCCUGUUCGUCCUGGACGAGUUCGACCUGUUCGCCCACCAUAAGAACCAGACCCUGCUCUACAACCUGUUUGACGUUUCCCAGUCUGCCCAGGCACCCAUCGCCGUGGUCGGCCUCACCUGCAGGCUGGAUGUGCUGGAACUGUUGGAGAAGCGGGUAAAGUCGCGGUUUUCCCACCGUCAGAUCCACCUGCUGAGCUCCCUGACCUUCCCUCAGUACGUGGCGCGGGUCCAAACCCAGCUCAGCCUGCCGGACGACUUCCCCGACGGAAAGUUUGUCCGGGAGUGGAACGCCGCCGUCGCUACUCUCUGUGAAGACAAGUCGGUAGAGGACGUCCUGCGAAGACACUUCAACUCUAGUAAGGACUUCCGCUCCUUGCACAUGCUGCUGAUGUUGUGCUUGAGCCGGGUCUCAGUUGCUAAACCAGUCAUCACACCGGCUGACCUCCUGGACGCCAGUCGCUCGUGUCUGGCCGACGCUCAGGCAAACAUGCUCCACGGUCUGUCCAUCUUGGAGCUGUGCCUGAUCAUCGCCAUGAAACACCUCAAUGACGUCUAUGAAGGAGAGCCGUUUAAUCUGCAGAUGGUUCACAAUGAGUUUAAGAAGUUCCUGCAGAGGAAGUCCAACUCCAUGUACAACUUUGAGCAGCCGGUCAUUAUGAAGGCGUUCGAGCACCUGCAGCAGCUGGAGCUCAUCCAACCGGCCGACAGCUCCUCGGCCAAAACCCAGAGGGAGUACCAGCUGAUGAGGCUCAUGCUGGACCACAGUCAGAUCAUGGAGGCGCUGCAGAAGUACCCUCAGUGCCCCACCGACCUCAAGCAGUGGGCCACAUCUGCUUUCGCUUAGACUCUGGAUGUCAUGUGCUUUGCUGCCAUGAGUUUGAAUGUUUCAA
Molecule: messenger RNA, 1446 nt
Organism: Cyprinodon variegatus (sheepshead minnow)
Lineage: Eukaryota; Metazoa; Chordata; Actinopteri; Cyprinodontiformes; Cyprinodontidae
Gene: orc4
Product: origin recognition complex subunit 4
Exons: 13
Coding region: 96-1400 (434 amino acids)
Biological process (GO): DNA replication initiation; DNA replication
Cellular component (GO): nucleus; nuclear origin of replication recognition complex
Molecular function (GO): ATP hydrolysis activity; DNA replication origin binding
Source: RefSeq, a predicted model, not a curated record